GGUGAAGAGGCAGAGCAAGCAAAAACAGAGCAUACUCUGUUUCUUUCUAGGAUAUCUACUGUCCUUCCACUCUUUGUUUCUAUGCUUCCAAACAGCAAAAUAAUCACUGUACUUACUGUAAUCAUGGCAGCCCUUAUUUUCUCCGCUAUUUCUGCAAAAGCUUUGAAGGUUUAUAACUUCUACUUCGAGUGAAAAACCCUAAAAUUCAAAAACACUUCACUCACUCACUCAAUCCACCUUUGAAUUUGAUGGAAUCAUUCGGGACCAGUGACAUCAUAGCCUUGAAGGCGAACGCAAUCAAGAAGCACCACCAGCGUCAAAAGAUUGCAAAUUUAUUCAGGAUAGUUGAGGUUUGCCUUGUUUUGGGCUUGAUUUCGAGGUACGCAGUUGAACUUCCUAUUGCUUUCAAGAAUUCCGGUGAGUAUUUUAAGGACUUGUCGAUCGCUAUGGCUAGUCCUCGCUUUGUGUUUGUUAUUGGUAAUGUUAUAGUCAUCGUUCUGUUUGCGAAAUCCGGUCAGUUCUCGACGAAAAAUAGUUUGAAAACUGAUAUCUAUAAAGAGUUUUUGGAGAAGAGUGAGAGGAGCCAGGGCGUAUACAGAGACGAAAACAGAGAAAAACAGAGCACACUUGAAGAGCAGAGGAUAGUAACUGGAGAUACUUAUAAUAAUACUAAAGAAACCAAGCACUAUAGAAGAAGCCAAUCUGCGAAAUCAAAAAGUGUGAAUUGCGAUAACUUGAGCAAGGAAUUAAGAAGAAAUCUGACGGAGAAAGGCGAGGGCUUGGCGAAGAAGAAGUCGUACGCGGAAGAUAACAUGAGCAAUGAAGAAUUCAGGCAAACAAUUGAGGCCUUCAUUGCUAAGCAGCAGAGGUUUAUUAGGGAAGAAGAGUGUUCAGUAUUUUAGACAUACUUUUUUUUUCUAUUUAUUUAUGUUUAUAACUUAUCAUUAUGUUUUAGCUGUGUUUUGUGUACAUGGCUAUAUCAUAAAUGCAAUGUAAAUCCCCUCUUUUAGUUUU
Messenger RNA from Tripterygium wilfordii, 1014 nucleotides. RefSeq lists its product as uncharacterized. Bases 249 to 902 code for a protein of 217 amino acids. The transcript has a single exon. The record is from RefSeq and is a predicted model, not a curated record. NCBI's taxonomy places the organism in Eukaryota, Viridiplantae, Streptophyta, Magnoliopsida, Celastrales, Celastraceae.